Mauremys mutica (yellowpond turtle) is the source of this 2097-nucleotide messenger RNA. Its product is annotated as transmembrane protein 150A-like. The coding region runs from base 402 to 1205 and encodes 267 amino acids. The record is from RefSeq and is a predicted model, not a curated record. NCBI's taxonomy places the organism in Eukaryota, Metazoa, Chordata, Testudines, Geoemydidae. The transcript has 7 exons.
CCUGACAAGGUGGCGCUGCCCUGGCUAGGGGGACCCGGCCUGUCCCGCGGGGGAAGCGCCUCGGGCUCCCCGGCCGGCGCCGCGCACACGUGCCUGCUGGGGCAGGGGCGGGGCCGUCCCGAGCCGGGGUCGCUCCUCCCGCCGGCCCAGAGCUCGCUGCUCGCUGGGGAAGUGGAGUCCGGCUCCGGCGGGCUCUGUCGCUGCCGCGGAUCGCGCCCCGCUCCCGGCCGGGUCCCUGCGGCCCCGGGCACACGGGCAGCCCCGUCCCGCUCCUGCGCCGCGCCGGGCCGGGCCGCCGAUGGGGAGGCUGAUUCUGGGCGAGCUUCGGACGAGCAGCCCCCGGGGAGCCCCGCCUGGACCCCGGCCCGCGCCCCGGCCGCUGCUGGCUGCCCGGGGCCAGAAUGCCCGCCUGGGGGAUCCUGCCCGUCACCCUGCCCGCCGUCACCAUCACCGGCAUGUGGAUCGUGUAUGCUAUGGCGCUCUCCAACAACCACAUCUGCCCAGUCCACAACUGGAGUUAUAACCAGUCCUGUGGGCUGGACGGCCCCAUUUCAUGCUGCACUCUGGAUCACAUUCCUCUGGUCAGCAAGUGUGGCACCUUCCCUCCGGAGAGCUGCUUCUUCAGCCUGAUCUGCAGCCUGGGCUCGUUCAUGGUGAUGCUCGUUGGCCUGCUGAGAUACGCCCACGUCAUUGAGUGCUGCGGGCCGUCCCUCCUCAACACCCUGGGGCUGGCAGCAGGCUGGAUCUGCGCUGCCGGCCUCACCAUGGUUGGCAACUUUCAGGUGGACUAUGCCAAGGUGCUGCAUUACAUUGGCGCAGGUGUGGCAUUUCCUACCAGCAUGCUCUUUGUGUUCCUGCAGUCGGUUCUCACUUACCGCAUGGCGAAAACCAGGGGCCACUACUGGACCGGUCACUUGCGCAGCAUCCUCUCCGCUCUGGCCUUCAUCACCCUUGUCUUCAGUGGCGUGUUCUUCGUCCAGGAGAGUUUUGUGCUGCAGCAUGUGGCCGCCCUUUGCGAGUGGAUUUUCAUCAUAAAUGUCCUUGUUUUCUACGGCACCUUCACUUUUGAGUUCGGAGCCAUCUCCACAGACACGUUCCUGGUGCUUCUGAAAGCCAGCCAGGCUCCCAAGAGCUACAAAUCCGACAGCAGCACAGCCAGCACGCCGCAUGGCCACAGCCACUCCGAGGGCCUGGCCAUGGUCUGAGGGGACCUGGCCUCGUCCCUGGACAGCUGGGACUGGCAGAUCAGCCAGACCAAAAAUCCAGACAUUGCCAGUGAUUCUCUUGCCUUGAACAUAUCCAGGAACCUGUGCCUCCAAUUUGGGGGGGGAGGGUAAAGGAUUGGGGGGCUGAUCCUGACUUCACCUCCCCUUCUGACUCAUGCAGACAAUACACUAAGAACGUCUGGACCUGCAGCCCCAGCAUCACCAGUGCCUUUCAGGGGCUUUUUACCUCCCAUCAAAGCUCUCCCUGCAGGAGCAGAGAGGUGCUAAAAGGGGAUAGCGGGGAGGGGCAGGGAGUAAAUGGGACUCUGAGGUGGAAGCAGGAUUAAGGUACUUGGUGCUCUAGAAGUCCUAGGGUUACCCUUCCUUGGUGGUGAGACAGAGAGACAAUCCGAGCAUGAGAAGAAGAGGACUUGUUCUGUAGGGAGGAAGGUGGGAGAGGUGGCAGCAGGGAGGGGGGCAUGGGGAAGGCAGAGGGGCUGCCCUCUGGGGACCAUGGAUGGCACAAGAUGACAAAAUCAGAAUUUUUUGCUGAACCACCAGAGUCCUCUGGGGUAGCUAGGCCUGUCAAAGAGACUGCAAACCCCGCUCCUUUGGUCGGCUAGCUCAGGAGCAGUGGGGGUGCUUAUUGUAGAACAGUCCUGAUCUCACCGAGCUGAUCAAGGGUGACCAGGUGGUUGGAGCCAAAAGGCAAGAUGCCUCUCUUUUCCCAGCAGGGUUAAGUCAUGCUGGCACAUCUGGCUGUGAACAAAGUCUAAGGCCUUGGCUACACUUGCAAAUUUGCAGCGCUGCAGCAGGGUGUGAAAACACACCCUCUCCAGUGCUGCAAAUUGCAGCGCUGCAAAGCGCCAGUGUGGUCAAAGCCCCAGCGCAG